CCGCCCCAGCAGCAGCAGCAGCAGCAGCGGAGCCGGGAGCCGCCGCCGCCGCCGCCGCCUCGCCGCGCCGCCAUGGGGGUGGAAGGCUGCACCAAGUGCAUCAAAUACCUCCUCUUCGUCUUCAACUUCAUCUUCUGGCUGGCCGGAGGAAUCAUCCUGGGAGUGGCCCUGUGGCUCCGUCAUGAUUCACAGACUACGAAUAUCCUCUACCUGCAGCUGGGGGACAAGCAAGCCCCCAACACCUUCUACGUUGGGAUCUACAUCCUGAUUGCAGUUGGCGCUGUCAUGAUGUUCGUGGGGUUCCUGGGAUGCUACGGUGCUAUUCAGGAGUCGCAGUGCCUUCUGGGAACGUUCUUUACUUGCCUGGUGAUCCUGUUUGCCUGCGAAGUUGCAGCUGGAAUUUGGGGUUUUGUCAACAGAGAUCAGAUAGCUAAAGAUGUGAAGCAGUUCUAUGACCAAGCAUUUCAACAAGCACUCAUGGCAGAAUCGGAGACAAACAACGGGAAAGCUGUAGUGAAGACCUUUCAUGAAACGCUGGACUGCUGUGGUCCUGAUGUUGCAAUAGGAGUUACCACUGCCUUAUGGAAAGAGGACCUCUGCCCGAAGAAGGACUCCUUCCUGAAAAGUGUUUCUCAGAUAACCUCGAGCUGUCACCAAAAAAUUGAUGAGCUGUUCUCUGGGAAGCUAUACCUGAUUGGUAUUGCUGCCAUCGUGGUUGCUGUGAUCAUGAUCUUCGAAAUGAUUCUGAGCAUGGUGUUGUGCUGUGGCAUAAGGAACAGCUCCGUGUACUGAGAUGUGAGAGCCGGGGAGGGGACAGGAUGGGGGGAGCAGGGCAGAUGGCGCUAGAGAGGACCCCAAGUGCCACCAAGUGACCAGGAGACAUUUCAACAAAAGACAAAGAAAACUAUGUAUAUAAAUACUUCUAAUAUUACCAUACAGUACUUAUCAUUUUUAUUUUGAAGUACUUUUUUAAUAAAUAAAACUUUCCCAUAUCCUUGUGGCUGAGUUAGUUACACAUCAGUUUUGUGUGAUAGGGAAAGCUGCCGUAGCAGGAGUUUUAAUCCUUCCUACCCCUUCCCCACUGGAGAAAUUCAGAGAUGAUGUUUGUGGAAGAUGUGCAGAGUAGAAGGCUUCAGCCUGUUAUCAAAAAUCUUUGCCUUGGUUUUUACUCUCUUUUUCAAUACUGACUUUUGUUUUUUAUAUAUACGUAAUUGGAAGCUAAAGCAGGAAUUUGAUUUUUUUUUUAAUUUUUUUUCCUUGUUUGUUCUCCUCUUUUCCUCCCAUCCCCCCAACUCUGUGGUGUUUUCAAGCUGCCGGUAGGGAAGUCUGGCUGUAACUGCCUGAAGCCUGGUAGAAAGGGGAGAGAAAGCCCCAGUCACAUAGGUGAGAAGAGCGAUAUGGGGAUGGAUUGUUCCUAGCAAACCUGUUUGUGUUGCUAGAUAAACUAUUAACAGAGCAUUUAAACUUUUCAGCCUCUGAAGAUUGGGGAUGUUUAUGACUUUAUUUUUUCUUCUGGGGGCUGUAACUUUAUAAAUUGACUCAUUUACAUUGACUCAUUACAUUAAAGGGUCAGUGUCUGGGUUUAGUCUUAGUUUUUCAAAUUUAACAAACCGAAAAUUGUCACUUUUUUUUUUUUAACUUCCUUGAAUGUUUCUUUGUAGACUUACUAUGUUUUUGGGAGAGUCUAGUGCUGUACUAAGUUUUCAGUAUUAUGCUAAUACUUACAUACAAAUGAUAUUGGGAAAAAAGAAAACCUCAAAAAAAGUCUUUAACCUUAAAAAUAAUACAUUUAUAUUAUACAGGAUGACUUUUGGGGAUUCCCUGCCAUAUACAUACACAUUUAAAAUUUAAUCUUUGCAUUGCUUUCUUGUUCAAUGAAACUGUCCUUGCUUGUAGUGUUUUGUCACACAUACUAACAUUGCCAGGAAGCUUUCAUAACUCUGAAAAAAAUGUUUAUUUUUAAAACCUUCCAUUCCCAAUGAUAUUAACAGUUGGAAAUCAGCUUAUCAAAGCAAGGGAAUUCAGGAUUUUCGAUGGCACCAGUUGAAACACUUUCUUGUGACCUGCUAUGCUUUGAUUGCCAAUGAGAUGUAUGUGGCCUCUAGCGUGUGCCACUCUGGCGAGGUAGCGGGACAGCUGCUACCGUGUACAUAGAGGGGUAGAGUGACCCAGGUUCUAUGUAAUAGAGUGUCUCUAAACAGAUGAUCUAUAUGUAUAGUUCUAUAGAUAUAUAUUUUUAAGCAAAGCCUUUUCCUUACCUUAUGAGCACUCGAGCUGGAAAUGGUAGUCUCUUUCAGCUCUUUGCCACAUUGAUGCAAAUAAGAGGAGGAGUUAAAACUUGUGAUCACCUUCCUCACUUCAGGAAUAUCUCUGCUUCUCAAACAUUCUUUCUCUCCUCCUCACCCUAGUUGUGAUGAAGAACACCAAAUCAGAUAGGGAGAGAGACCUGUGUUCAUUUUAAGCUAGUACCUUGUGCAUGGCACUUGGGUACCAUAACCUUUGCCAAAACAGGAGAGGAAAUUCCUGCACUGGGGCAAAUUGAUCCAUUCAGAAGCUUUUCUCCCCUUCCACUCACCUCUUUCCUGUUCUUGCCUUUUAGUAUAUGUAGGGCCUUUAAAAAGUAUAUAGGUAUAUAUAUCAAGUUGUGCUAGGUAGGAGGAGGAAGUGCUUCAACAGACCUUCAAUUUGAGGGAGUUGGACAAGAAAUGAGUCAGCCUUAGAAACAGCCUUAAAGCAACACUGCCCUGAAUGUCCACUUUGUGCACAUUGAGAAUGCAGCUAGAGUAGGUAACCUCUUCCCCUGCUCCCCAGCGUAGAUUCUUUAGGUCAUCUACUCUGUUAUGUGGCUAUAUGUAUAUACAUCACCCACGCAUGUGUGUUUACAUAUACGGGCAUCAGGAUUGUUAGCAUACAGAAUGGAUGUGUAACUUGCUGCCUUUUUUGUUGACUGUUGAUAAAUGUGUAUAAAUACGGCAUUAAGCAUUUCAAUUCUGUUUUCUUUCCUAUACUGUAUUUUUUUAUAUUGUUCAGUAUUCAGUUGAUGCUGUGUGAGUAGCUGAAGCUCUGUUUGAAGACAGACAAGCUCUCCCCGCAAAGCACUCGAUGUGGGUCAGGCAUGUCCCUGGGCAUUGUAGCUUUGGGGGUCUGGGUUGUCCCAUGCAAGAGUGUUGGGGAGAAAGCACUUCCUCAAGAGGUCUGACAGCCCAGGGAGGAAGAGCAGGAUGUUUGCUCAGCCUGUACCCCACCUGGGUGGGAUUCGCUCUCUGGCCCCUUUCAUGGGUGGUGCUUGUGGUGAGCCGCAGCAGCAGCUACCUCUUGCAGCGGGGAUGUGCUGUGGGCGCCCCGCGGCAUGGGUGCAGGGAGAGGGCCUGCCAAGGUGGGAGGAUCAUAGGAGGGGGCUGGAGGAGGGGUUUUGCACCAGGAGGGGUAAUGCUGUCUUUGGGGUUGUUAGCUGAGAGCCCCUGUGUUUGACUGUGUGGUCGUGAGCAGGAGCAGGUCAGCAAGGGGAGAAGAGGGAGCUGGCUUGCUUAAGAGUGAUGAAGUAGCUGGGAAACUAGCAUGGAAAAACUACUCACAUGGGUCUUCUCUUGUUUGACCUCCUGUGACAAUGGAUCUGAGUUAAAAACAAAUUCAAGGGGGCGCUUGCCCUUUAGCAAGUACUUGAGAUUCAGAAGUGACAGAGCUCUGCAGCCAGUCAGCCCCAAGGCUCACUGAGGUGGAGGGGAAAAAACAGAGGGUGGGCAGGGCUCCUUAUCUCUUUCAGAUGCUGUCCUGCUAACUGUGCAUUUGCGUGGGCCUUGUCCUGCCCCCCUGCUGUCCCAUGGAUGGACUAAGGGUCAAAUUGUGGGCUGUAAAUACAAACCCUCGCUCUCCAGGGAAGCAUCUUCCCAGAGCAAGCGACACCUGAGGAAAUGGUUGUAAAUCCAAGUGGGGAAGAUGGGAGUGAACUGGCCAGGUCUGAGUUCAAAGACCACAGCACAAGGUCAAACAGAGCUGCUGACAGCUUAACUGAAUGCUUGGGUUUCUUUCUGACUGGAGCAUGCCACAAAGCAGUGUGUUUAACUUCUUUCUGCCUUUUUUUUAAGAACAAAAGUCAAUUUAAUAAACAUUUCUCAUAGUGUG
Rhea pennata is the source of this 4122-nucleotide messenger RNA. RefSeq names its product CD81 molecule (gene CD81). Gene Ontology annotation, cellular component: plasma membrane. The record is from RefSeq and is a predicted model, not a curated record. NCBI's taxonomy places the organism in Eukaryota, Metazoa, Chordata, Aves, Rheiformes, Rheidae. The coding region runs from base 73 to 792 and encodes 239 amino acids. The transcript is spliced from 8 exons.